CACAACCAGUCAAAUAAAGAAUCCUUCUUUCUCUACAUUUACAUAUAAAGAAACUUCUACUAUCUAUCACCAGCUAUGCGUUUUCUGCAUUCCAGACAAUAGACAUAUCUAUAUUACCCUCCUAAAGCACAAAGUUUUUCGUUCCUUUUCCUUUUCUCUGUUUGAAAUCUCCACCGUGGAAAAUCACGAAGCUUUUGUCAUAAAUUGUAAUCUUCGACCCAUUCAUCUCUCUCUCAAUCAAACGGCCCGGAAGAUUUUCCCUUUCCGGCUUCUGAAAGAAAAUGUGUCCCAUGAGGUUCAUCUUGGUGUUUUUCUCGGCAAUACUAGCUGCAUAUUUUGCAUGGAGGACAGUUCAUUCUUCGCCUCAGACGGACAAGAUUUUAGAGGACAUUACACUUGAAAAAACGUCAACGAUAGAUAAACCAGAAUUCAAUCUUAAAAAGACGAUUCAAGAAUGCUUCUGGGUGUUCGUUGACAUGGCCAGCGGGAGGUACUUAUGGAGGAAUCUGAGGAUGAAUGAGCAAGUUAAGAGCUGCUAGAACUUUAUCAUGGAACUAAUUUCAGCCUUAUCUCUGUAAUCUAUUACUACAGCACUGGAGAAAUAUGUUAUUAAUUUUCGGCGGGUGGAAUCUGAGAUGUAAGGACGUAGCAGUGUAGACCUCAUACAAUUCUGCAAAUAAGAAAAUGUCUUUCUUUUUUUUA
This is a messenger RNA of Carya illinoinensis, 702 nucleotides long. RefSeq lists its product as uncharacterized. The transcript has 2 exons. The coding region runs from base 282 to 539 and encodes 85 amino acids. The record is from RefSeq and is a predicted model, not a curated record. Lineage: Eukaryota; Viridiplantae; Streptophyta; Magnoliopsida; Fagales; Juglandaceae.